GGAUGUGAACUGGUCAGAAAGUCUCAGGUACCUUACCUGCUUGCAAGAAGACUUCGUUUAGCGAAGCCUGGAGGCUGGAAGCCUUGUAAUGUCGACAGUUACGGCGAUUGUAAGUGUAUCACCGCCGGAUCCUUUAUCCCCCAGGGCUGCCGUCAUGACUUCGGAAAUGGCGGAUUUCCACGAUAUAUGGCAAGAUAUUGAAAGUGUACUUUUAGGUGAUAUGACCAUAGCUUGUACUGGAGGUACCACUAUUGUACCAACAAAUACUGUUGCAGGAUCACCGGUAGAUCAAUUAUCAAUUGGACGUCGACAUUCGGGUAUGAAUCAGAUAGCCCCAACCUCCAGAAGCCACGAAGAAUACAGGUUAGAAACCGAAUAUGGAAUUUCAGUAGAACGUAAACCCACAUUUGGAGAUGAUUCAGGAAUGAAAUACGACGUUGGACAUAUUCCAGAAGGGCACGAUUCCAUUGCACCUUCCUAUUAUAAUCCAGUGUAUCCAUCACGAUAUAAUUCUAGCAUUACCGAAAUUAAACCCAACGAUAGUUAUACACCCGCUCUUUCUAGUGUAAGAGAACCAUUAUCAUCAACAAAUUACGUUGGUCAAUGGACCACUUUCCCAACGACAACAAACAACCAUUCGUCAUCUCCAUCUUCUUCCACGGCGGCUCCUGUAGAUAGUUCUAUGUUUAGAUAUCCACAGAUAGGAGGGCAAUACGGUGGAUAUUUCCCUCCAAAUACCAGACCACCGAUGUCUUUCGUGAGACCACACGCGUCUACAACCCAUCUACAACAUUCUUUUACGCCGCAUUACGGCAACCAUAGUAGAAUGGUAGAUUCUCCAGCAUCCCCGCAUUUAGCCGAACUUUUAGCCGGUAGAGGACCCAAUAAUUUGACUGUGCUGCCAUCUCAUUCGGCUAAUAUGGAGCAGGGUACCAUACCCACUACACCCAAGCCAAGAAGAGGACGUAGAUCUAGAGGACCGAAGAAGAUUACGGUUCACACUUGCUCGUAUCCGGGAUGCACGAAGACUUAUUCGAAGAGUUCUCAUCUGAAAGCUCACUUGAGGACCCAUACUGGAGAGAAACCUUACCAAUGUACGUGGAAGGGAUGCGGUUGGAAAUUUGCUAGAUCCGACGAACUAACUCGACAUUUUCGUAAACAUACGGGCGAUAGGCCUUUCCAAUGCAGACUUUGCGAGAGGGCCUUCUCACGUUCCGAUCAUCUUUCCCUGCAUAUGAAAAGACACGCAGAAAUUGUGUGAUCUUCACGUCCAUUAUCCCCCAUUAUCAAUAUAUAGAAGUUCAAUUUGCCGCAGUUUUACUUAUGCUCACGUACUGUCUAUUCUGUGUGCAAUAAUUGUACAGUUAUGUUUUAUCGGUUGGUAACCAUAUAUAUAUUAAAAAACCUACAUGUGUAUAUAUAUAAAUAUAUAUAAAUUUGUCAACGGAAUUUAUUCUUGAGAUAGAGAAGUGCCAAUUCAAUGUAUGAAGACACAAAAAUAUUGAAUAAC
Centruroides sculpturatus (bark scorpion) is the source of this 1510-nucleotide messenger RNA. Its product is annotated as dendritic arbor reduction protein 1-like. The transcript is spliced from 2 exons. NCBI's taxonomy places the organism in Eukaryota, Metazoa, Arthropoda, Arachnida, Scorpiones, Buthidae. Gene Ontology annotation, biological process: regulation of transcription by RNA polymerase II. The record is from RefSeq and is a predicted model, not a curated record. The coding region runs from base 89 to 1261 and encodes 390 amino acids. Gene Ontology annotation, molecular function: RNA polymerase II cis-regulatory region sequence-specific DNA binding; DNA-binding transcription factor activity, RNA polymerase II-specific.